CACAUACGCACCAUGAGCGUCAUACACAACUCUGACACUUGACCUGACGUCAUUCGAUGGGUCCCCGCUUAAAGAGCUGGUAUAAAAAAGCCACUGCCCACUCGAGCUCGUUCAUCUACUGCCCAUCAUGAGACCUUCACUGCUGUUAUUAUCAACUCUGCUCUUUACUUCCCCAGGUGCCCUCGCCUCCUGGUUCGGCUCUGACGAACCUCCAUACAACUCAUGGGACACCAAGCAACUCAAAACAUGGCUCGAUGACCACCACAUAACCUCCCCUUCCACCGACCAGUUUAGUCACAACCAGCUCGUCGAACUCGUCAAAGCCAACUGGAACUCUGCAUCGGCCUGGACGUACGACCAGUACAACAAUGCUCAAAAGACCUUCCAAGACGUUCGGGACACCACAUUCGACACUUGGGAUGAAUCUCGCCUACGCGAGUUCCUUCUCGAGCAGGGUAUCGUCGCACCUAACAGUCGUCGUGAAGAGCUCGUUUUGCUUGCGAAAAGCCGGUACCGUGCAUAUACCGAUGCAGCCAGUUCCUUCACUUCCUCCGCUAGUCGUGCAGCUUCGACAGCGGUUUACGGAGACACAAAGCAUCAGGCUACCAAGUCUUUGUCGAGUAUCGCGGCUCAGGCAACCAAAGAAGCACAGAGGGCGAUGGAUGAUUCGAAAGACUACGUUUACUCCACUUGGGACGAUAACCGACUACGCACGUACCUCGAGGAGAAGGGUGCUAUCAAGACCAAGUCGGAGAAGAAGCGCGACGAGCUUUUGGCUUUGAUGCGGGACUAUUACUCAAAGGUUGCCAACCCUGUGUGGGAGGCCUGGAGUGAUACUUAUAUCCACGAAUGGCUGGUCAACCACAAUAUUCUCGAUGGUCGCACUGAACUCCAGAAGAAGCGCGAUGAAUACACGGAACUGAUGAAGUCCUACUAUUACACUGUCAACGACCGUGUUUGGGACAACUGGACUGACAGUGAACUGCGACAGUGGCUGAUUGAACGCAACAUCAUCAAAAGUGAUGCGCAACUUAAAAGGGAGAAAAUGCUCAAACUUGUCGAGGACAACUAUGUUAACGCAAAAGAUUCUGUUUUGGAAGCAUGGAGUGAUUCUCAGAUGAGGGAGUGGUUGAUCGAGAACAAUUACAUGAAGAGUGAUGCGCAGGCCAAAAGAGAUGAACUCGUCAAAAUGUUCAACGAAAAGUAUAACGAUGUGUCUGGGCGUACAGCUAGCUACUUGACAUGGCCAGACGCUCGACUCCGAGCCUAUCUCCGAGAGAAAGGCCUCCCUGAGCAAAAGUUGCCCAAAACAAGGGCCGGGCUGCUGCAGGAAGUUCGGAUACGUUACGUCCAGUCGACCUACCGCGCCGAAUCUCUCUAUGCAUCCAUUCGAGAAAUUGUGGAAAGCAAGGUCGGGCAGGCAGAAGAGAAGAUUGCCAGUAUCUGGACAUUGAUCAGUGGGGGUGCUCACGAAACGAAGAACUCUGCUAACCAAGGGUACGAGCAGGCCAAGAGACAGGCUGAGAAGGAAUACACGGAGAAGAAAGCUGAAGCUCAGAGGGAUUAUGAGGAAAAGAAGGCCAAGGCGUAUGAAAAGAUGGAAAAGGCGAAGACUGAGUUGUAAUCCACGUGAAAGUAAACCUUUGGAUGAUGGAGCGGGACAGUUCACGACUAUGAUGUUUCUUUGAUGUUCUAAGAAUCAUUUUGUAUUAUACAGUUGCGUAAAGUAGUCUACUCAGAAUUCUUAUUUUUUAAAACC
Marasmius oreades (fairy-ring Marasmius) is the source of this 1759-nucleotide messenger RNA. RefSeq lists its product as uncharacterized. The record is from RefSeq and is a predicted model, not a curated record. The transcript has 5 exons. The coding region runs from base 128 to 1624 and encodes 498 amino acids. NCBI's taxonomy places the organism in Eukaryota, Fungi, Basidiomycota, Agaricomycetes, Agaricales, Marasmiaceae.